Thlaspi arvense is the source of this 3266-nucleotide messenger RNA. NCBI's taxonomy places the organism in Eukaryota, Viridiplantae, Streptophyta, Magnoliopsida, Brassicales, Brassicaceae. The record is from the annotation of a GenBank genome assembly.
GUUAAAUUUCACAUUCCUGCUAAAACUGAAAGUAUUCAAUCGUCCCGGUGUUCCCGUCGAUUAGGGUAUCUCGCCUCCGUCACCGUUUCGGUAACCGGCGGGUGACGUCACCGUAGUUAGCCGGAGGAUAAACUGUGUUUUAAAUUGGGGUCUCAACGCGUGCAGUUAUAAUUGGAUUUCAAAUUCAGUUGAUAACUAGUUCUUGAGAUUGAUUCUUCUACCAGGUGGAUUCUCCUGCCACUUUGUUUAAUUCGUACGGCGGAGAUCUCAAGAUUCCUUCGGAAUAGGACCUGAAGCUGAUGAGAAUCAGUGUCAUGUCGCAGAUACAGAGAGGCUUAUCGAUCGAAUUGCCUUCACUGGUUCCCCUGCAACUUCCAUCUCGGAUGGAGACUCAUGUAUGGUAUAUUCUACCAGAUGAAGUGAAAAGCACAUCUCUACUAAAACACUACUCUCAGCUUUUGUCACCGCUCGAGAAUGAGAAAGUGCUUCAGAUGCGAGGCGAUGAGCUCAAGAAGAAUGCUUUGCUUGCCCGCACAUUGGUUCGAACCACCAUCGCCAGAUAUCAGACAAACAAUGCGGUCGAUCCUGGAUCCUUGAUGUUCAAGAAGAAUAUGUAUGGGAAGCCUGAGGUAGAUUGGCAGAACUGUAAUAACCCGCCAUUGCAUUUCAACAUCUCCCACACAGAUUCAUUGAUUGCCUGUGGUGUGACAGCACAUGUUCCGGUUGGUAUUGAUGUUGAAGACAAGGAAAGGAAGAUCAAACAUGAUGUCUUAGCAUUCGCAAAAAGAUUUUACUCUAUUGAUGAAGUGGACUAUUUGUCAGCUCUCCCGGAUCCUGAAGUUCAGCGAACGGAAUUUAUCAAGUUAUGGACUCUUAAGGAGGCAUAUGUAAAAGCAUUAGGAAAAGGCUUCUCUGCUGCACCUUUUAAUACCUUCACGAUUCAGGUUAAGGCUGGAACAAGAGGAGGCUACAAUCUUUGCGAGACAUCUGAAACGACAGCCACUCCACUGGGGAAGACAAGGAAAUGCGAUGGAGGAUGGAAGUUUGCCCUUUUAGAGUUGGCUGGUUCUCAUUAUGCUGCAGUCUGUACUGAAGAUGAUCAAGCUAGCGAAGGGUCUCCUAUGAGGGUGAUUGUCCGAAAAACCAUCCCGUUUGUUGAAGAUGAACUUAUUACCGAACCCAAACUUCUGUAGGCAUUUUGUUUUGAGUACAUCCUUCUGUAGUACAUUUCCGCGAAAGCGAAGACCAGUGAGACUCUUGGAAUCCCAAUCACCAGUAAUCCUUGCACGAGCAGAACCCGUCUUUGAAAUAGUGGAAUCGAGAUGCAUCUCUUACAACAAACCGGCGAUCUACAAUCUUGCUAACCAUCUUGAUAAACACAUGACAGUCUUCACAAACCCUCAGGUUCUUUAUCACAAGAAUCUCUGUCCCUGGUGAAGUGUUGAGAAUCCCAAAUGCUAUUGCUAACCUCUCGCUAUGCUCGCGCCCACUGCUCGAAACCUCUCCGCCUUCAUCACAGUCCGUGUUCCCCGCAAUCUCCACCACAGAAGUAUCCAACUCAUCCAGCAUUCUGUAGACUUCCUCUGUUUGCUCAUGACUUCUGUCGCCAGCCAAAAACAGGUGAGCUCUUCCCUUGUGUUCCACAUAACUAUACCCAGGCUCUUUCUUGAACCCUCUCUCUCUCAUCAUCAUCCUGACUCUCCAGAUUCCUUCUUGAUUCUUCGACCCUGAGUAUAUAUUUGACAUCACCACAUAGUAGCCAACGUUCAUGGGUUCAAACUCGAUCACCUUCGCGAAAGCUAACUCCGCCAUAUCCACAUUCUUGUAAAUUUUACACGCACCCAACAGAGCGCCCCAAACAGCACCAUCGGGUUCAACAGGCAUUGAUUCUAUAAACUCCACGGCUUCAUCUAAUCGACCAGCUCUUCCCAGUAGAUCAACUACGCAAGAGUAGUGCUCAAGGCCAGGCUCCACGUUAUACUCUCUCUUCAUCGCAUCAAAUAACUCCAAACCUUUAUCCGUUAGCCCUGAAUGGCUACACGCAUAUAAAACCAUCACAAAGACUGCCCCGUCGGGUCUUGUUCCGCUUUUUAUCAUAUCAUCGAAAAGCUUUAGCCCCGUCUCUGCCAUUCCAUGCAUCCCAUAGCAACCUAUCAUAGCGGUCCACGACACUUUGGUUUUCACAGGUAUGCUGUCGAAAACAGCACGCGCCUUUGCCAAGUUACCGCAUCUAGCAUACAUACUGAUCAACGCGUUGCUUACAAACACAUUUGAUAAAAAGCCAUUGGCUUCAACUAGCUUCUCUACUUCCUGACCAAUCUUCUGAGCUCCAAGAUUCGCACAUGACGACAGAACACUGACCAAUGUAACAGGAUCAGCAGAAACACCCGAAGAUUUCAUCUUCUCGUAGAGUUCCAGAACUUCGUGAGCUAAUCCGUUCUGUGCAUAUCCAGAAAUCACAGCGUUCCAGCUAAUCAAACCUUUCACAGGCAUUACAUCGAACAAUCUCCUAGCUAAUUCUACCGACCCGCAUUUCAUGUACAUGGUGAUGAAACUAUUCAGAACAGCUAACUCAGAAUCUGUUCCUCCUUUAACGCAUUGACCGUGAAGAGACAUCCCGAGCCCGAGGUAAUCAGGUCCCGUGCAAGCCGGGACAAGCCCGAGCAUUGUAACUGAAUCAGCCGUCACACCAGAUUCCUUCAUUGUACGAAACAUACACGCAGCAUCAUCUACUUUCGAGUUUGCUGUGUACCCAGAUAUCAAUGCGUUGUAACAAACACCGAGAUGACGUGACUGAGGAUUUUCGUCGAACACUUUGCGAGCAUCCUUGAUCAAACCGCAUUUACAGUACAUUGAGAUCAGAGCAGUCAACACGAAGGGCUCAGCCUCGCAGCCUACUCUGAUUAUUUGGCAAUGGAGCUGUUGGCCGGAGACAGGGAGCGAAAGGGCGGCGCAUGACUUGAGAGUGAAAGGGUAAGAGAACGCGUCGGGAGAGGUGCCUGAACGGAGCAUUUCCCGGUAGAGAGAGAUAGAGUCGGAGAACAUGGAUUGAUAAGCGAGCUCUCUCAGACGCACGUUCCAUGGCGUCGAAGCCACCGCAGCGACGACGGCGGAGUUACGUACGAGGCUUCGGGUUGCAGCGACGGUCAUUGGUUCACCGCCGGUUAUGACUUGUUUGGAUCAAUGUUUAGUAAUAUAAACUAUAUGAGAGUAAGGCCUAAGUAUAUGGGCCUGGUCCUGGGCCUGGGCCAAAUUAUUUAUUGUGC